UACAGUGAACGCUUCCUGUGGGCUCGGAUUGAGAGUUUGCUGCAUGUUGACAUGCUUCUGCUAACUAUUAUGGCUUCAAAUGAAACAACUGCUAUUUGGGAAAUACUCAAACCUAUUGAUUUCGAGGAGCUAAUCCUGGCGUUCUGCUUGUCGAUACUGAUCGGUCUGCUCAUCGGGAUCUUGAUUUUCCUCGUCCUUACAUGGAUGUCGAGACGGAGAGCUUCCGUCAGGAUCACCAGACGUCAAACCCGGUCGUCAGAACCUAAAGGCCCACGAAACCAGCGCUGCCACCUCAGGCACUACAAGAGUCACGGCUUCGACAAAAGCGGCGAAUAUUCGGGAAGAGCGAUUUUGAACCUCCACAGGCAGACCUCCGUAGACCCCAACGAGCUGCUGGGUAGAAGCCCCAGCUUUCAGAACUCCACUUUCCGACCGCCACCGAAAAAGACUAAGAAGACCGGUGAUGAGACGGAGGUUGAUAAUCAAGCAGCGUUGCUUCCUAACAUCGCGGAUCCAUUUAGUGCAGAACCGGCAGAGUCCUUCUGGCUGGGGAAGGGCAGUCUAAGAGGUUUCCUACCCAGACAGACUCCACCACCUGCAUAUGACAGUGUCAUUCACAUCUUUCAAGAGACCUGUACCUGACUGCGCUGCGAUAAGAGACAAAGGACUUGCAGAGGAUUGUACAUAAAUCCAAAAACACGGACAAAAGGGGGAAAAAUGAACUGAUUUUUCCUGUACUUUUAUGGGUAACACUUUACAAUAAGGUGCCAUUAGUUAAUGUGAAUGUGCUAACCAACAAAGAGCGAUAAAAUUAUUAGUAUUCUUUGAAAAAUAAAUAAUGAAAUAUUAAUAAAUACAAGAGAUAUGUUUGAUUUUUAAAUAACUAACAUUUAUGCAUUUAGCAAACGCUUUCAUCCAUAGUUGUAACACACAAUGAAAAGUCUAUUAGACGUGUUUUAGCAUGUCAUUAACAUUGACUAAAUAUAGGUUAUGUUAUCUAAUGUAACAAAUUGAACCUUAUUAUAAAUUGUAACCCUUUCAUAACGCGAUGUAAAAAAGCUGAAUAAUGUUUGUGUUUCUUAGGAUAAACCUGGGGCUGAAGAAAAUAACAGAAGCUUUAUAUUCGAUUGGAUAUUCUUUAGCCAGUAUUGGAUUUGAGUGUUUGUUUGAAGCGGUGCAGCAAAGCGAAGCACAAAUAAAUAAAAAAAAAAAAAAGAUUAUUGCAUAACUAUAGUGUAUAACAUUGACACAUGGCUAAAGAUAACCAUAUACUCAAGGGUUGUUAUAUCUAUAUACCACAGGACAUACUGCAUAAUGCAUAAAAAAAACAACAUGGCAAUUUCAUGGUAAUUCAGAAAUAUUGUGUGCUUAAUUUUGCUUGUUAAGUAAAGUAAACCAUGCACACUAGGAAUGGCAGAACCUUCAGAAGAAGACCUCCUGGGAAUCUGUUCAAUAUGGUAUUGUUCUCUUUGCUUUUCCAGAGAUGAAAGUAAAGUAUCUCUCCUGAGUCUUCCUGCAGUCUGGUGCUGGUGAAACAGAAAACAACAUUUACAAUCAUCAGUGCAAAAUCUGUAACACCCUGCUGAAAAGUAGACACCAUCACAAAAUUUGUAAUGGUUUUACUAAUUAAAAUGAGCCUUGUAUUGGUUUUAAUGGAAACUUCAAUGGACCCUGUGGGUCUCUACUGGUAAUCGGUCGCCUUCUUAUUGGCGGCUUGUCCAAUAAAUGUCCAAAAACACAUUACUACACAUUUUUAAUGGUUAAAAGCUGAUGGUUUGUAAUUUUAGUAGUGAAAACCAUUAGAAUUUCUGUGAAGGUUCUAUUGUUUUUGUUUCAGCGGCGAUAUAAAAAGCAGUGGAGCACAACAGAUACAUUUAAAAAAGAAAAAGUGCCUUUCGUAGUGAUAACAAAAAUGUUUAAGUUCAGACUUACCGUGACCUUUGACAUCCACUCAGCGCUAUAAAAGAGCACAGUAUUGAUACACUUUCAAAAAAAAAAAUUAUUAUUAAGGAUGGGUCUAAAUGCCAGGUAUCAGCAAUUCAUUAAAAUGUAGGCUAAUUAAAUUAUUUUAUAAGCAGAGGGCAGUGCUAGAUUUUCUGAAUUUGCUCACAGCGACUUUAUAAUAAUACUGACUAUAGUACAAGCCAAUAGCCAUCGAGCACGGUCUGUGAAGGAGUAUUUUAUUGGUUGGGCUAUUGAACUCAUACGACUCAUAUUGACUCAUAUUGAACGAAUUUGUAUUUUUGAGCUUGGACUUACUAGUCGUGAAUCAUUAUUAAAACGUAUUAAAAUGUUAUUAUACGCAA
Molecule: messenger RNA, 2306 nt
Organism: Puntigrus tetrazona (Sumatra barb)
Lineage: Eukaryota; Metazoa; Chordata; Actinopteri; Cypriniformes; Cyprinidae
Gene: myct1b
Product: myc target 1b
Exons: 2
Coding region: 52-642 (196 amino acids)
Cellular component (GO): nucleoplasm
Source: RefSeq, a predicted model, not a curated record